Molecule: messenger RNA, 1516 nt
Organism: Anopheles stephensi (Asian malaria mosquito)
Lineage: Eukaryota; Metazoa; Arthropoda; Insecta; Diptera; Culicidae
Product: trans-1,2-dihydrobenzene-1,2-diol dehydrogenase-like
Exons: 3
Coding region: 382-1395 (337 amino acids)
Molecular function (GO): nucleotide binding
Source: RefSeq, a predicted model, not a curated record
GCUCGUAGUAAACAGAACAGAAGGGGUUGUGAACCGUAUCUCGCGGUAGCCGUACCGUGUAAUCUCACCAACACCAAUCGAGAAUCGAAGGGAGCAGGGUGGCGACGAUAAAAGCGACACCGACCACACACAAUAGCCAAACAUUUAAAAGGGUUUGCCUGUGGUGUACCUGCCGAAUGCGACGUGGACACUAGUCGCUAGGGAUCGGUCAAUUGCGCGACAUUAUCCGCCGAACAGAACACGAGAGUGGUCGUCUACUGUUACGAACUAUCGAGCGUUGCGUAGAAGCGUGUGUUUUUCGCCGAGAGUGUGAAAGUGAAAGUUUGGUAGAUCCAAGUUUAGUUGGCGAAAAGGGAAAACAAUAGAUUUUCACUCAACCAAAUGGCACCUUUACGUUGGGCAAUUGUUAGCGCCGGUACGAUAUCGCACGAUUUUGCCUGUGCCGUGUCCACACUGCCCGCGACCGAUCACGAGCUAGUGGCGGUCGGUGCCCGUGGUCUGGAAAAUGCACGCAAAUUCGCCGAACUGCACGGUAUACCACGGUUCUACGAAGGGUACGAACCGAUCGCAAAGGAUCCGGAAGUGGACGUCGUGUACGUCGGAACCGUCAACAAUGCGCACUACGAGGUCAGCCGUAUGAUGUUGGAAGCCGGCAAGCACGUCCUUUGUGAGAAGCCUUUGUGUGUGAAUCGCGGCCAGGCCCGGGCCCUGCUCGACUUUGCCCGCGAACGGGGUCUGUUCUGUAUGGAAGCGAUCUGGUCACGGUUCUUCCCGAGCUACAUCCAUCUGCGGGAACGUAUCGCGCGGGGUGAUUUGGGCCGGAUCGAGCGGGUCGAGGUGCAGUUCGGCUUUCCGCUUACGCACGUCGAGCGGGUGCGGAUGAAGAGUCUCGGCGGUGGCACGGUGCUCGAUCUGGGCGUGUACACGAUCCAGGUUGCGAUGUGGGCAUUCCAGGCGGAACCGGUCAAGAUCGAUGCGGCGGGACAGCUGAACGAUGAGGGCGUGGAUGUCGGUAUUACGGCGACGCUACACUUCCCCGGUGGCGGUGUGGCCAACAUUAAGACCAGCGCCAUAGACAAGCUGCCCAAUACGGCCGUUAUCAUCGGCACGAAGGGAUCAAUCACACUGCACGACUUCUGGUGUCCCAUCGAGCUGACGGACAUUGAUGGUACGGUACGGUCGUACCCACUGCCAGCGUCCAAGGUGGAAUGCAUUCUGCUCAACAGCGUUGGACUACGGUACGAGGCGGAGGAAACGCGACGACGCAUUGUGGCCGGCGAGCUUGAGUCACCGUCUGUAUCGCACAAGGACAGUCUAGCCAUUGCCGGUGUGCAGGAUUCGAUCCGGAAGCAGAUCGGGGUAGAAAUGCCGGAAGACUACAUCUUUAAAAACUAAGAGUGCAAAGAAUCUUCUUUGUGGAGGAAAACUAUGCUUACUGUUGUGUAGCAAAUGAGUGUGUGUCUUUGUUUUGUGGAAAUGUUUUGAAAACAAUACAUUUAAGUGUACAUCCUCGAAA